Molecule: messenger RNA, 3330 nt
Organism: Lodderomyces elongisporus
Lineage: Eukaryota; Fungi; Ascomycota; Pichiomycetes; Serinales; Debaryomycetaceae
Gene: prp10
Product: mRNA-binding U2 snRNP complex subunit
Exons: 1
Coding region: 1-3330 (1109 amino acids)
Biological process (GO): spliceosomal complex assembly
Cellular component (GO): catalytic step 2 spliceosome; U2 snRNP; U2-type prespliceosome
Molecular function (GO): mRNA binding
Source: RefSeq, a predicted model, not a curated record
AUGCCCGCGGAUAGUAAGACCUUAACUGGCUCGUACACAAUUCCCGAUGCUUUGAAGAAGAGGUUGGAGGAAGAGAUAGAGACGGAUGCAGCAACCGCAAGAGUAAAUUCUCAAACGGAGCUGAAUGCUCGGAGAUUUCAAAAUGAUUACAAUAAACAAAAGUAUCACAGAGAUAUUGACCUUAAUUUCGACAGCAGUAAGCCGUACAAAGAAGUUUUGAAGGAGCGUCAAAUAGAGAAAGGCGAACACGAAGUUGUUGCCACUAUUAAUGAUUUAAAACCGAGAGAGCAAAGGAAAAGAGUUGGCCUCCACCUUGAAGAUGUCCCUACACAGCCACUGCUAAAGAAACAACAAUCACUCGUAACAGACACCAGUAUCGAGUCAGCUGAGUUAUCACUUGUAAAGAAGCUAAAGGAAAACAAUGUUCCAGUAAUAAAUGGUAUACCCUUGACCGAUGAAAUUCUUACAAUGGUACUUCCAGAAGGCUACGUGAAGACUACUCCUCCUCUGGAGUACCAAGGAUUGGUAUCUAGACCGCAACUAAAUUUCAACCAAUUGACUGGCCCCCAAUAUUACGAGCCACCAAGUAACGAGGAUGUUCCUCUCAGUACGUUAGACACUGUUGCUGUGUUUCCUGGCUUGCGUGGAUUAGAAUACUUUAAGGAGGAAGAUAAAAAGUAUUUUGGUGAGCUUUUGCAAAAACGUCCUGAAGAACUCAGUGCUGAGGAGCAGAAAGAGGUUCAGUCAAUGAAAUUAGUUUUGAAAGCAAAGAAUGGUACUCGUAUAGUUCGAAAACGUGCCAUGCGGUCUUUAACAGAAAAUGCUGUUAAAUUUGGCCCAAAGACAUUGCUUAGCCAAAUACUUCCAGUUUUGCUUGAACCGAGUUUGGACGAACAAGAGCGCCAUUUGUUAAUCAAGAUGAUGAGUCGAAUAAUGCUCAGAUUAAAUGAGUCAAUUCGUCCUUACACUCUGAAGGUUAUUCAUGUGCUUUCGCCUUUUUUGAUUGAUGAGAGUAUCACCAUGAGGACAGAGAGUCGUGAGAUUAUCUCGAAUUUGACCAAGGCAGUUGGGUUUGCCAAUAUGGUAUCAACAUUGCGUCCAGACUUGGAUCAUGUCGAUGAGUAUGUGAGAAAUGUGGCUUCUAGAGUACUUGCCAUUGUUGCAAGUACCAUUGGUCUUCAACAAUUUUUACCUUUUCUUAAAGCUGUGGUAAGGUCCAAGCAAGCAUGGACGGCUCGCCAUACGGGAAUAAAAAUUGUGCAACAAUUGUGCAUUUCUCUUGGCAAAGGUAAUGGAUCAACAAUUUUACCUUUUCUCCUGCAAAUUGUUGAGAUUUUGACACCGGCCAUCAAUGAUGAGCUGCAGCAAGUUAGGGCUAUUACUGCGUUGACUUUGGCCCAACUUGCCGAGAGUGUUGAACCGUAUGGUAUAGAUUCGUUUGAACGUACCUUGGAGCCACUUUGGUACGAAACCAAAAGACAACGAGGAAGGGUAUUGGCAGCCUAUUUGCGAUGCAUAGGCUCUUUGAUCCCAUUGAUGGUUUUUGACCCAAGAUACGAGGAAUACACCAAUCACUAUGUCAAGGAGGUGAUGUAUCUAAUAUCUAAGCAAUAUGGAUCUCCUGAUGAAGAUAUGAGGAAAACUGUUCUCAAAGUCUUGUUGAAGCUACCAUUGUCGAAGCAGAUUGUACCCGAAUAUCAACAACGGGUAUUCAUUCCAUUCUUUAGAGCGUUUUGGAACAGACGAACAGCUCUGGAAUCAUCACAAGUUUUGAAACUUGUGAUUGCAGCUACACAGCACUUGGCAAGCAGGUUUAACACUAUGCUAGUAUUGCGAAACAUAAUCCACUUCACAAAGGAUGACAAUGAACAGUUGCGUCGACUUGCUGUAGAGGCAGUAAAUGUUCUUAUUUCAGCAAACCCUGAUGCACUAGUUGAAAUGAACUCUGAUGAUGUGCGCAUCACAGUUGAUGGUGUAUUGUUUGCAUUUCAGGAGCAGUCAAUUGAAGGUGGAAAUAAUAGUAGUGGUAAUAGUGGUGCAAUUUAUCUUUAUGCUUUCAACUCUUUGGCGAAAGCAUUGUCGUCGCGUUUAAAGCCUUAUUUAGGCUCUAUAAUUAGUUCAUUACUAUACCGGAUGAAGAAUAAAUCGCCAGAAAUUCGGCAACAGUCUUGCGAUCUUGUCACCAUUAUAGCUCCCGUGAUUGGAAGCUCGGGACGGGACGAAGAUAAUGGAGUUGAGGCAGAUAAUAUAUUGAGCAAGUUGAUCCUCAUUUUGUAUGAGUCAUUGGGUGAAGUGUACCCGGACGUACUUGGGUCCAUAAUCAAUGCGUUGCACGCUUGUGUCAACUCCAUCAAUAAAGAUACCCUUUUGUCAAUGAGCAAUCCUUCUAUAAAUCAGAUCUUGCCUACGUUAACGCCAAUUUUAAAGAAUCGACAUGAAAAAGUUCAAGAGUCAAGCAUCAAAUUGAUUGGAUUAAUUGCUACGCGGAAUGCCGAGACGAUCAAUGCCAAAGAGUGGAUGCGUAUUUGUUUUGACUUGCUCGAGAUGCUCAAGUCGUCGAAGAAGCGGAUCCGUAUUGCCGCCAACGCCACUUUUGGUCACAUAGCCAAUACGAUUGGUCCGCAGGAUGUGAUUGUUAUGUUAUUGAAUAAUUUAAAAGUUCAAGAGCGUCAACUACGAGUAUGUACAGCGGUAGCAAUGGGGAUUGUUGCCGAGAAAUGUCAGCCAUUUACUGUGCUUCCAGCAAUUAUGAACGAAUACCGGACGCCGGAGAAGAAUGUACAAAAUGGUAUUUUGAAGGCACUUAGUUUUUUGUUUGAAUACCUUGAUGGCAAAACCAGUAGGGACUAUUUGUUUGCAAUCACACCAUUGUUGGAAGAUGCAUUGAUUGAUAGGGAUUUGGUGCACAGGCAGACUGCGGCAACUGUUGUUUCCCAUGUGGCGUUAAAUGUUUACGGUUUGACAGAUGGUGAGAAUACAGAAGUCUUUGUGCACUUUCUCAAUUUGGUGUUGCCGAAUAUCUUUGAAACUUCGCCGCAUGUGAUUUCGAGAAUAUUAGAGAGUUUGGAUUCUUUGAGAGUAACUGUGGGUAAUGGUGUGUUUAUGAACUACGUAUGGGCUGCCUUAUUCCACCCGGCAAGGAAAGUUAGGGAGCCGUUUUGGAAAUUGUUUAAUAGUGCUUAUGUUCAAUGCGCGGACUCUUUGGUACCAUCGUAUCCAAGAAUUGACUGUUUUGCUAAUACUGUCACAGAUCGAGAUAGUCAUAAUGGUUAUGAUGAUGAUCACAGUAAUGAAAGAUUCUCUUUACAGGAGCUAGAUUUGUGUUUAUAG